GAAAUAAAGAGGAGCAAGAAUAUAUAUAUAUAUAUAUAUAUAGAUACAGAUAGAUAGAUAGAUGGAGGCUGAACGUAUCAAUCAUUUCCGAGACACCGUUCUUGCUUCUAGUGAUGGCGUUCGAGCAAAAAAAUGGUUAUUGGCUUAUCACAGAGACGUAGUUCAAUCCAAAGAAAAUGUCCACAGAUCGUUCAAAAGAAAAGAAAUUUUUGUCAACGGUCAAGCAAUUGAAGAAACAAGAAUCUUAAGAGAAGGUGAUGUAGUAGAAGUCAAUUACAACCAAACAAUGGAAGAAAAGACCCGGAUGGAGAACGUUGAUCUUGAUAUUCGGUACCAAGAUGAGCAUUUGGCUGUUGUCUGGAAAGCACCAGGUCAAAACUUUGGAGAUUAUGAAAAGGCUAUUUUAUAUGCUCUCAACCUUGAUCAUGAUACAAUGCAAUGUGUGUUUAUGCUUCAGAAAGCAGGCUCAGGGCUGUUAAUCAUAGCAAAGUCAGAAAAAAUUCAAAAAGCUCUAUUGGAUAUUUAUGAGUCCGGAAACAUGACAAUGGGAAUGAGUGUAGUGUGCCAUGGCAAUGUCCCUAAUGACUUUUUGUCCACAGUGCCAGAUCUUGGAAAUGUAGUGGUUCUGAAUAAUGUGGAUCUGACAGAAGCAAUGGAGAAUGAAGAUGAAGAAGAUCUAAGCGUGAUCGCAAGAACCAGGGCCAGACCAUUUGAUCUUGAAUCAAUAAUCAGAUCUAUUACAGUAGAGACCAUUACUCGAUCGAAUCAAGCAAACUACUUGUCUACACUCCAUCUAGAUCUCCAAACACCUCUGCAAAAUUCUGAAAUCCGACGCUUAUUUUACCUGACUGGUUAUCCUAUUAUUGGCAAGUCAAUCUACACAAGAUAUCUCAAAUCAAGCAGUAAAAAAGGUCUCUGCAUGUCCUUGACUCAUCUUGGAUUUGUACACCCUGUUACGCAGCAGCCACUCGAGUUCAAGAACGCCGAACCCGUGAAGUUUGCUCACCUGCGCGAACGUGAGACGAAAUUCUGGCAACGUCGUCGAGAUGCUGAAGAGGAACAACUCAAGUACGCCGGUGUGGAUGAAGUCGAUAGAGGAGAUACUAACAAACCAUUGGCCUAUGUGCUUGGAGAGAAGAGGUUUUAUGGACUUUGCUUUAAGGUCAACGAGUCAUGUUUGGUACCUCGUCCUAGUUCAGAGAUCCUGGUGGAGGCAGUGCUGGAAUACUUGCCACAGGAAAAACAAACAACACGCGUGCUGGAUGUUGGAACAGGGUGCGGAAACCUUUUGUUGUCCGUCCUUCAUAAUUCUCCGCAGAGUAGAGGAGUAGGUGUAGAUAUUAGCAAGGCUGCGCUGGAAGUAGCAACUCAAAAUGCACAGCUGCUCGGUCUUGAAGAUCGAGUUGGAUGGCUGUGUAAAGAUAUGGCGUUGAUGGAGGAUCCUGUACAGCUAUACGAUAUCCUAGUGUGCAACCCACCCUAUCUUCACCGCAAGACCACCAAGAAGGAGGCCCAACAAAUGGCUCGUCUGAGCCAUGAGCCAGCCGAGGCUUUAUUUGCAGGCGAAGAAGGGUUUGAAUUUUAUCGGAUUCUUCAUUCAAUUGCUCAUCGAUUAGUUUGUCAGCACAAUGGAAGAGUAAUUCUGGAGUGUGGAAAGGGAAUGAUGGACAAGGUCAAAGAUAUCUGGUCUGAUUGGAAAGUAUUAGAAGUGCGUAAGGAUCGUCAGGGUUGGGACCGUUGCUUGGUUCUCUCGAAUGAAAAUGGUGUGGACAGACUAAAAGUUCAAAAAAGGGUUAAAAAAAGAAGAACAGCUUUAAUUCUAUACAUGGUUUUUACUGUUAUAAAAGAAGAUUUACGUUAUAAUUUACUUGAAUUUGAGCUUAUUCUAUUAAAACACAGUUUAACACACGAUUUUACCCUUUUUGCUAAUCGUAUCCUAAACCUAUGGGACAGAUACUCUGGACAAGCAGAUGUGUAG
Molecule: messenger RNA, 1978 nt
Organism: Phycomyces blakesleeanus NRRL 1555(-)
Lineage: Eukaryota; Fungi; Mucoromycota; Mucoromycetes; Mucorales; Phycomycetaceae
Exons: 9
Coding region: 62-1978 (638 amino acids)
Biological process (GO): pseudouridine synthesis; protein methylation
Cellular component (GO): mitochondrion
Molecular function (GO): RNA binding; pseudouridine synthase activity; protein methyltransferase activity
Source: RefSeq, a predicted model, not a curated record